This is a messenger RNA of Tricharina praecox, 1593 nucleotides long. Its product is annotated as putative COP9 signalosome complex subunit 2. Bases 83 to 1564 code for a protein of 493 amino acids. Gene Ontology annotation, cellular component: COP9 signalosome. NCBI's taxonomy places the organism in Eukaryota, Fungi, Ascomycota, Pezizomycetes, Pezizales, Pyronemataceae. Gene Ontology annotation, biological process: protein deneddylation. The record is from RefSeq and is a predicted model, not a curated record. The transcript has 5 exons.
CAAGCUCAAGCUACCUCCAUCCCAAACCACCAACGCCAACACCUCUAUCGGCUGUCCUCCGUUGCGCCACAACACCUUCAAGAUGUCCGACGACGACUUUAUGCUGGAGUCCGAUAACGAGGACUAUGAAUUCGACUACGAAGAUGACGGAGAAGAUGAGUCUGCGGACGUGGACAUCGAGAACCGAUACUACAAUGCGAAGCAGAUGAAGCCGACAGAUCCGGAGGCUGCAAUCAACGAGUUCUUGGAGGUUGUCAAGUCAGAGAAGGAAAAGGGAGACUGGGGAUUCAAGGGUUUGAAGCAGGCCAUCAAGCUAGAAUUCAAAUUGAAGCAGCAUGAGAAGGCGGUGGAACACUAUGCAGAGCUUCUCACCUACAUAAAGACGGCAGUCACCCGCAACUACUCCGAGAAGUCGAUCAACAACAUGCUGGACUUCAUCUCGUCGUCGAGCGACCCGGAAGACAUGCCAUACAUGGAACGAUUUUACGGGAUGACUCUAGAGGCGUUUACAGGUUCGAACAAUGAGAGGCUAUGGUUGAAGACAAACAUCAAGCUUGCGAAAUUGUGGCUGGACAGGAAGGAGUACUCGCGGUUAACUAGGAAUGUCCGCUCGUUGUACAGAGCCUGUCAGAAGUCGGAUGGAUCUGAUGAUCCUAGCAAGGGUACUUAUUUAUUGGAGGUCUAUGCCAUCGAAAUUCAGAUGUAUUCUGAGAUGGGCAACAAUAAGAAGUUGAAGGCUCUAUACAACAAGUCCUUGAAGGUCCGGUCGGCAGUGCCGCAUCCUAAAAUCAUGGGUAUCAUCAGAGAGUGUGGAGGAAAGAUGCACAUGAGCGAAGAGAACUGGAAAGAUGCGCAGAGCGAUUUCUUCGAAUCCUUCCGCAACUAUGACGAAGCGGGCUCACUGCAGCGAAUCCAGGUGCUCAAGUACCUCGUUCUCGCAAGCAUGCUGAUGAAGACGGAAAUCAACCCGUUCGAAUCACAAGAAACCAAGCCGUACAGAAGCGACCCCCGCAUUUGUGCCAUGACGGAUCUGGUGGAAGCAUACCAACACAACGAGAUCCACCGCUACGAAUCGAUUCUGCAGACGCACAAAGCCGAUAUUCUCUCGGACCCUUUCAUCCGGCAGCACAUCGACGAAGUCACCCGUAACAUCCGCACGGAGGCACUCAUUAAACUCAUUGCGCCAUUCACGCGGUUCACGCUCGACUUCAUCGCGCGCCAACUCAAGAUCUCUAUCCCGGAGGUCCAGGAGAUCCUCGGCUUUCUCAUCCUCGAUAAAAAGAUCCGCGGAAAAAUCAACCAGGAGAAAGGCACCGUCCAAAUCGAGAGCAAUUCCGACGUUGAGAGAAUGCGUGCCAUCAGCGACUGGUCCAACGCCCUCGACCGCGUAAGCCGAGCCAUGUUCAACGAGGGUGACGGCUUUAGACUAGACGACCCUAGCGUUGGUCCAGGAGGUAGUGGUGGUGCCUCAAUUACUGGUGGUGCUGGUACCGGUGGUGGCGGUACGUAUGGCCAUGUUUCUCCCAGAUACCAGUUGCCAUCCUCUCCAAGCCCGCCUUGUUGAUGGGCCCAGGGCAUGGAUGGGGGGGGGGG